Oncorhynchus keta (chum salmon) is the source of this 3400-nucleotide messenger RNA. RefSeq names its product carbohydrate sulfotransferase 11. Gene Ontology annotation, biological process: carbohydrate biosynthetic process; proteoglycan biosynthetic process. Gene Ontology annotation, cellular component: membrane. NCBI's taxonomy places the organism in Eukaryota, Metazoa, Chordata, Actinopteri, Salmoniformes, Salmonidae. The transcript has 4 exons. The coding region runs from base 151 to 2169 and encodes 672 amino acids. The record is from RefSeq and is a predicted model, not a curated record. Gene Ontology annotation, molecular function: sulfotransferase activity; zinc ion binding.
CUAAAGUAGAGAGACGUACAGUAUAUUGUUUACGGGACCAAACUCUCCAGCACUUCAGAAAUCUACAUGUUCAGGUUAUACGCUUACUCUCCUACCCUUUGACACCACAAACAGAAAGGACAGAGAUAUCAUCCACAAAAACAUCCAGAUAUGGCCACCUCCAGCAGUCUCCUGUCUGAAGAGCAGUUCCUGUGUUCUAUCUGUCUGGAUGUGUUCACUGAGCCAGUCUCUAUUCCAUGUGGACACAACUUCUGCAAGGCCUGUAUCACAAAGUACUGGGAUACCAGUGACCUGUGCCAGUGUCCCAUGUGUAAAAAUACAUUUGAUAAGAGACCAGAUCUGUUCGUCAAUACGUUCAUUUCUGAGAUGGCUGCGCAGUUCAGACAGACAGUUGAAGUGAAAACUACCAGCAGCCCAGACCAAUGCUCUGCCAUGAUAGUAGAAGUGUCCUGUGACAUCUGCACUGGGCUGAAGCUCAAGGCCCUGAAGUCCUGUCUGGUGUGUCAGACCUCUUACUGUGAGACUCAUCUGGAGCCUCAUCAGAGGGUCGCAGCCUUAAAGAGACACAAGCUGAUCAACCCUGUGGAGAACCUGGAAGACAGGAUGUGUACGAAGCAUGAGAGACCUCUAGAGCUGUUCUGUAGGAGUGACCAGACAUGUCUUUGUGUCUUGUGCUUGAAAGCAGACCACAUGACUCAUGACACUGUCCUUCUAGAGGAAGAGUAUGGAGAGAGGAAGGCUCAGUUGGGGAAGACUGAGGCAGAAGUGCAGCAGAUGAUCCAGGAGAGACUGAAGAAGGUUCAGGAGAUCAAACACUCAGUAGAUCUCAGCAAGAGAGAGGCAGAGAGAGAGAGAUCAGACAGUGUACAGGUCUUCACUGCUCUGGUUCGCUCCAUUGAGAGAAGUCAGGCUGAGCUCAUUGAGGUGAUUGAGGAGAAGCUGAAAGCAACAGAGAGGCAGGCUGAAGGGCUCAUUAAAGAGCUGGAGCAGGAAAUCACUGAGCUUCAGAGGAGAAGCACUGAGGUGGAGCAGCUCUCACACACUGAGAACCACCUCCACCUCCUCCUCCUCCAGAGCUUCCCAUUCCUCUGCACCCCUCCACCCACCAAGGACUGGUCUGAGAUCAGUGUUCACAGUGAUCUGUGUGUGGGGCCUGUGAGGAGAGCUGUAUCUCAACUGGAGGAGACACUGAAUAAAGAGAUGGAGAAGCUGCCUGAAGUCAAACUGAAGAGGAUUCAGCAGUAUGCAGUGGAUGUGACUCUGGACCCUGAUACAGCACAUCCCAAACUCAUCCUUUCUGAAGAUGGGAAACAGUCGGAGUUCUCCAGUGCCGCCAUCCUCCACCAGGGGAGGAGAGACCAGGUAGCAGAGUCAUGUCGGGCCCAGAGUGCAUCCAGCCGCAAGCGCCGGGUCCUGACCCCUGGUGACCUCAAACACCUGGUGGUGGAUGAGGAGCAUGAGCUCAUCUACUGCUAUGUCCCCAAGGUGGCCUGUACCAACUGGAAACGUGUCAUGAUGGUCCUCACGGGACGCGGCAAGUACAGUGACCCUAUGGAGAUCCCUUCCAACGAGGCCCACGUCCCGUCCAACCUGAAAUAUCUCAACCAGUACAGCAUCGCUGAGAUCAACCACCGCCUCAAGAGCUACCUCAAGUUCCUGUUUGUCCGGGAGCCUUUCGAGAGGCUCGUCUCCGCUUACCGCAACAAGUUCACCCUCAAGUACAACUCCUCCUUCCACCGCCGCUUCGGCACCAAGAUCGUCCGCCGCUACCGCAAGAACGCCACGCAGGAGGCGCUGCUCAACGGCGCCGACGUCAAGUUCCGGGAGUUCGCCGAGUAUCUUGUCGACCCGGCCACGCAACGCGACGGCCCGCUCAACGAGCACUGGCAGACGGUGUACCAGCUGUGCCACCCCUGUCACAUCCACUAUGACCUGGUGGGCAAGUACGAAACCCUGGAGGAAGACGCCAAGUACGUUCUGCGGCUGGCGGGGGUGGGCGAGUCGGUGCGCUUCCCGACCUACGCCAAGUCCACCCGCACCACAGACAGCAUGACGGCCCAGUUCUUCAGCAACAUCAGCUCUCAGCAGCACAGCCAGCUCUUCCAGCUGUAUAAACUGGACUUCCUCAUGUUCAACUACUCCACGCCAAGCUAUCUGCGACUGGACUAACAACUAGAGGACCAGGACUUGACUAGCCAGUUGGGACUCUGGGCACGAUCCACUUUUAAUAAGAGAAGAAAAAAAUAACUGAGAGAGAGGAGAAUGGAUAUUUUUGCGAAAGCUUUAUUCAAAAACUGUCGUCACUGUUUCUGGGGGUGAAUAGGAAGGGCUGAGGUGAAUGGGAGGGACAGAGAUUGAGGAAAGGUGCUGGAUCCGAUUGGAUGUGAAAGAGUCUUUGUUAUCCAAUCAGCAUUGUCCUGAAGGUAAUAAAGGAGGAAGGGGAGAUCCUAUACCAUCAGAAUGCAGGGUUCAGGCGGAGCUGAUGUCAGAGGAUUUCUAAGAGGGGAAAUAGAAGAGAGAAGCAGGGCUCUUGGAGAGUGGUCAAUGUGUGUUCUGUAUGUAAAUGAGUUGGGACUCUUGACCAAUUAGGCUGCUUUGGAUUUUGCACAGCAAAUGGUGACCUCGCAUGCACGCGCCCUGGCCCCAAAGCAUCAUGGGAGCUGAGCUUAUUUUAUAACGAACAAUAACGAAACUCCGUCAAAUUGUAAAACACAUCCAUGUCCUUCAGUGUGCUGUAUCCUGGGUGUGUUUGAUACGCCCACCAAUUAUACAUUUGAUAAGUAUACUGGCUCUUGGCUCCACCUCAAGCCCUCCUCAUUAUAGCUGGCUAUUGACUUUGCUUUAAAGACCUCUAGAACCAUCAGGUGUAAAUAGUGGAGCUACAAUUUACAGCCAACUGCUCUAAAGUAGUCAAGAUCACUAUCGUCAUAGGUGAAAAGAACUCCUGAGGUUUGCCAGGUGAGGCAUCAGACUCCCACAGCAGGAUCUGAAACGGCGGCCUUUUUAGAAAGAUGCUGAGCACCCUCAAGGCUUUAAGCCACAGGAAGUGGUCAGAAGGAGAAAGGAAGUGCCGUUGUGAAUGGGUUUACCGGAUGUGAUUGACAGGUGUUAGGGGCCUCCCACUGACCCAGAGAGGAACUGAAGAAGAGACGGCUCGUGUGGCUGUGAAAGGGUUUAAGGGACAGGAUCUCAUAACCCCGCCCAUGCCACGCCCUUAAAACAGGGAGGGCCAUAACCCCGCCCACGGGCAAUAAUCCCCCCCUCCGCUUCGACGACCAAUCAUGUAUUUUAGUAAAUUAAGUAUUUUUUUUUAUGUCUUCGUUUUAUUGUCUUAUGAAAACAUUGCUGCGAGCAGCAAUAAAAAAAUAUUAUUUAAACUGCUUUUACUGCCGGGGGUGGG